Talaromyces amestolkiae is the source of this 2232-nucleotide messenger RNA. RefSeq lists its product as uncharacterized. Lineage: Eukaryota; Fungi; Ascomycota; Eurotiomycetes; Eurotiales; Trichocomaceae. The transcript has 5 exons. The coding region runs from base 1 to 2232 and encodes 743 amino acids. The record is from RefSeq and is a predicted model, not a curated record.
AUGUGGUGGCAUCUUCUACCGCUGAGUAUACUUGCGGCUCUCGGAGCAGCCGCUGCGCCAUCAUGCUCUUCCGCUCCGUCAACCCUACAUCUCCCAGAUGCACCAUACGACAACUUCUUCUAUUCCGACUGCAACACAGCUGCUCAAGUCGUGGUGACAACUCCACAGCCUGACAGUAAUCUCUCAUUAAUCUCCCCUCGACUCGUCAUUGCCUGGCCUGCGGGCAACAGCGGCGUAUGCACUUAUUUCGCGCCUCAGAAUGGUGUCAACGGCAGUCUGAGUAUCGAGGUUGUCAAUUCAACCGUUGGAAAUCCGUUGGCAGCGACGUACGAUGAUAGCAAUCCUACCUCUGGAAACGACACAACCCCAUUUUACGGUGUGACUGGAACUAUUCGUUUCAACUCUUCUGCCGUCCUUACCGUUCCGAUCCUUGGAAGUAUUCGCACUAUUCGAGACUUUGUGGAGGGUCCUAGCCUUUUGCAACCGCAAAUUCAGGGCGCUAUUAAUGCCUCCAGUCUAUCGAACGGUGGAGCACUCCUUGAGCGUCUCUGGCUCGAUAAUAUGACCUCAACUUAUCUCAACUUCACGCCAACGUCAACGAAUUCAACUGUUACUGUUGGCAAGAACAACACCCUGACAUUCGAAGCCGGCGACUAUAUCUUCACAGCUAAAUUCAACUAUCCGCAAUUGAAGCAGCUAUCCCCGGCACAAGUGUUGACCAAUGCCUCCACUGAUCUAAUAAAACAAGACUCAGAACGAACAUCGGCGUUGUCUUUCCUGUCAUAUUCCACUAAGCUUUUGGCUGGUGCAUGGCGGUUUUUGACAUACUUCGGUCGGGAUUCUAUGAUUUCUGCGCUUUUGUUGGAGCCCAUUCUCAGUAAAGGUGAGAAUGGUGCUAUGGAAGCUGUUAUUGCUGCAGUCUUAGAGCGAAUUAAUAGGACUGAUGGCAGCGUGUGUCAUGAGGAGACCAUUGGUGACUAUGCUACAUGGUUGAAUGAGGAACAAUACGGGUUAUAUAGUACUGAAGCCCAAUGUGACUACAAAAUGGUCGACUCCGACUUCUAUCUUCCUGUGUUGAUGAACAAGUACUUUGUAGAGGACUCUGUUGGCCGUACCAGAGCUGGCGCUUUCUUAAAUACUUCCGCCGGAGCGUUCAACACAAGUAACGGUGAUUUGACCUACCAACAAAUGGCAGCGAUUAACGCAGAGCGCAUUAUGAAAUUGGCUGCCCCCUUUGCAGGUCAUAAAAACCAGACUAAGGACAACUUGGUCCACCUAAAGGAUGGACAAAUUGUUGGUGAAUGGAGAGAUAGCACUUACGGUAUUGGUGGUGGCCGGAUUCCAUACGAUGUCAAUACCGCUUUGAUGCCUGCAGCUCUCCGAGCUAUCGCAUCACUUGCCCGCAACAACUUCUUUGCAAAUCAAACUCACUGGGCUAAGCUUGCCGAUAGAUAUGCCCAAGUCUGGGAAGAUGAGACUCUAAGCUUUUUCAGAGUGACAGUCUCCGAGUCAGAUGCAAAGCAGCUCGUAACUUCUUAUGCGCAAACAAUUGACUUCGCCGGACCUAAUCAGACUGACACUAUCGACGGCGAUGUUACAUAUCAUGCCCUUGCACUAGAUGGAAACAACAACCAGAGUCAAGUACUGGUAAUGAACACGGACGACUGCUUCCGCCAUUUCCUACUCAACACCACGAGAAACCAGGACCAACUCACAGCUUUCAUAAACCAGACCGCGAACAAUAUCCGUCGCACCUUCCCUGCUGGUCUGCUGACGGACGCCGGCCUGAUUGUCGCCAACCCGGCCUACGGUCAGGACCCGGUGUAUGCAAGCAAUUGGACGAGUGGAGCCUAUCAUGGAACAGUAAUAUGGUCCUGGCCCUUGGCUAUGAUGGCCAAGGGGCUUGAACAACAGCUCGGUCGAUGUGAGACAGUCAACAGCUCUAUCAGCCAUUCACAACAUACACGUAUCAGAAUCCCCAAUUUUUGCAAAGAUGCUACCGUCUACGACAAUGUGAAGGCGGCAUACAACACCCUCUGGGACUCGAUUGAGGCCAAUCAAGCUCAAUUGUCACAAGAGGUUUGGUCGUGGACGUAUGAUAGUAGUAAUGAUACAUUCGUUCCUACGCCGCUCGGGGUCAUGCCUCCUCCACCGGGGACGUCGAGUCAGACUGGUAUGUUAUCUUUCCACCUUUACAUGGUUAAUAUUGAUACUGACUAUGGUGCUUGUUAG